Molecule: messenger RNA, 3292 nt
Organism: Prinia subflava (tawny-flanked prinia)
Lineage: Eukaryota; Metazoa; Chordata; Aves; Passeriformes; Cisticolidae
Gene: MARCHF4
Product: membrane associated ring-CH-type finger 4
Exons: 4
Coding region: 317-1486 (389 amino acids)
Biological process (GO): protein ubiquitination
Cellular component (GO): Golgi stack; trans-Golgi network
Molecular function (GO): zinc ion binding; ubiquitin-protein transferase activity
Source: RefSeq, a predicted model, not a curated record
CCCUCGGGCGUGGGAGAUUUAUUUCCUCCUCCCGCUGAUUUCUAAGCAAACUUGUGGAGGGGGGGAAAGGAUCCCUCGGCAGCACAGAGUCGGGUUUUUUUCUGGUGUGGAUUUUUUUUCCAGUUGCCGUCCCCGCCGGGUUGCAGCGGGCUGCCGGGGACUUCGCCCCCUCUCCCUCCGGCUCCGCUUUUGUGCGUUCCCCGGCGGCCGGCGCAGCCCCCCCGGCACUGCGGCCGCCGCGGAGCCCCCCCCGGCCGCGGGGCGCCCGGCUCCUGCCCUUUUCUUUCCCCCGUGCCCGCCUGCCAAGGAAAGGCACAUGUUAAUACCACCCGGCGCGGGCAUUUUCUGCUACUGCUGCUGCGGGCUCCUCCGUCCGAGACAGAUGUUGCGAAACCAAGGCCUCCUCAAGUGCCGCUGCCGCAUGCUCUUCAAUGACCUGAAGGUCUUCCUGCUGCGGAGACCCCCCGCGCCGCCGCCGCCCUCCCCGCCGCCGCCGCUCCCCAUGCCCGGCGGCGCAGAGGCGGCGGCGGGGGCCGCACCGCCCGGGGGGCGCGGGCCCGGCUGGCGGGCGGCGGGCGGCGGCGGCGGCGCGGGCAGCCCGGCCGCCGAGGAGUGGGGCAGCCCCGCCGGGGAGCCGCCCGCCUCCCUGCCCAGCAGCACCUCCUCGGAUGACUUCGGCAAGGGCAAGGCCGAGGACCGCUACUCGCUGGGCAGCAGCGUCGACAGCGGCAUCCGCACCCCGCUCUGCAGGAUCUGCUUCCAGGGGCCCGAGCAGGGGGAGUUGCUGAGCCCGUGUCGAUGUGAUGGAUCUGUGAAGUGCACGCACCAGCCAUGUCUGAUCAAAUGGAUUAGCGAGAGAGGCUGCUGGAGCUGUGAGCUGUGUUACUACAAGUACCACGUCAUUGCCAUAAGCACAAAGAACCCUCUGCAGUGGCAGGCCAUCUCUCUGACAGUCAUUGAGAAGGUUCAGAUAGCAGCGGCCAUCCUGGGUUCCCUCUUCCUCAUCGCCAGUAUCUCGUGGCUCAUCUGGUCGACCUUCAGUCCUUCAGCCAAGUGGCAGCGCCAGGACCUGCUCUUCCAGAUCUGCUAUGGAAUGUACGGCUUCAUGGACAUUGUCUGUAUAGGUCUAAUAAUACACGAAGGGCCCUCGGUUUACCGGAUUUUUAAACGGUGGCAGGCGGUCAAUCAGCAGUGGAAAGUGCUGAACUAUGACAAAACAAAGGACAUGGAGGAGCAAAAAACAGGGACCAGGACAAAUCAGCGCCCCUCCUCCCAAACCACCCACUCGUCCUCCACUGGUGGUACAGCCACUAACUCCGCUCCGGCCGACAGCGGGGCACGGGCUGCCGGCCAUGCCACAGGCACCCUCUCUGACCACCACUGUGCUUAUACCAUCCUGCAUAUACUCAGCCACCUGAGGCCUCACGAACAGAGGAGUCAGUCUAGUAGUAACAGAGAGCUCGUCAUGAGGGUCACGACGGUCUGAGCCGAGGAAUUCAGGAGGCCUUAACACGAAGCAGAGGAGACAAAGAACUCAUAAAGCAGAGGAGCAUGGUGUGCCUUUUUCUUUCUCUUUCCUUUUCUUUUUUCUUUUUUUCUUCUCUCCUUUUCUUUUUUCAGUAACUGCACAAGAUAUAAGAGGCGGCACCUGGCCAGCUAAGGAAAAAAGCAGGUGGAGGGAGAGCUGCACACUCAUGCUAAAGAGGUUAAUGUUUUCCAGCCUGUUUAAAAAAAAGAAAAAAAAAAAAAGAAAAAAAAAAUAACAACACAAAUCACAAAAAAAACCAACAAAACAAGUGCAAUACAGACUACAAACUGAGUAGGCAGAGUUCUGGGGAAGCAGAGGAACAGACGGUUUAGCAUGUCUUACAAAUCCUAUUACCUGGAAUAGGUAACGCUCUGUGCACAGCCCCCGUACACACAUGCACGCGCACACAAACACACACGUAGUGUGAGAUUUAUAAAAACAUGGAAGGGAACGAAAUAUUUGGAGUGUUUUUAUUUUCCAGACUCCAGUUAACCAGGGCUAUGAGUUGUUUUGUUUCAUGAGUCGCUGGAGCCUUGUUUGAUAUACCAUGGGGUAUCUGAAGUGAAAUGGCUGGGGAUUUUUCAGUAUUGAUUUACAGAAGAGAGAUUGAAUCAUCUCACUAAGAAAAUCUUAACAAAAUCCAGGCAUACCCAAAUUUCACCAAGAAGCCUGUUUUUUUCAUAAUGUUCCUGACAAGGGGUUUGUGAGGGUAGAACUGGGAGGGGGGAGGGCGCUCCAUGACCUUUAUUUGACGUAUAGGCAUUUUUGGCAAAUUUUGUACAAAAGUUCCGCAGGUGUUUCAAGCACAAGUACUAGUGUGAUUCAUGCCUUCAUAACCCCAAAUCCAGCAUCCAGACCUUGCCACCCACACACAUCAUUUUCCAUGCAGACAUUCCAGGUUAAUUUCCUUCCAUUUUACUCUAAUCACAAGAAGCUGACCCACCUUUGGUGGGUUUCUGCUCCCUUGCUGAUUCAGACACUCAUACAUUAGAGAUGCACUUUUUUUCUUCUUUUUUUUUUGGUGUCUGUAUCUCUGCUGCUCAAUUUGCGACAGUCUCACUCAGUCUUGUAGGCUGAUCCUUUCACAUCCAGUCUGUUAGUUUAUUACAGAGUCUAUUCCAUUCAAUCAUCCAAAAGAGAGUUAGUCUGAAGAGGGAGCACAGUUGCUGACUGACUGUGUAGCACUUCUAAUAAGUCUUCUUCUCUGGGAUAUAUCCUCGAAGGUAUCGGUUGCUCUUCAGGAACAUUCUCUUUCAAUGCACAAUGGCUGAAUCAUUUGUGGAUAUUAAAGGGACACUGUCAAGUACUUUUUAAAUAGUUUUUAGGGUUUGGGCUUUUUUUACUCUCCAUUGUUUGUAAUAUUCUCUUACAAGCUUGAAAAUAAAAUUUCUUUCCCUACUGAUUUUGUCCUUUUCCAUUUGGGCAUGUACGGUUCUAUCCACUCACCCCAUUCCUUUCACCAUCCCCGUCCUUCUCCUCCCCACCUUUCUUCUGCGACAGGAGGAAAUCCAUAUUUCUGAUUUCCUGCUGACUGUCCUCAUUCUAUGGAGGGUACGUCCCAACUCUACGGGGUUGAGUCAUUUUGCAGCAGCCACAGAGAAGGCAUAAGAGCAGGAGGCUUAGAAAUGCUGAGACUAGCUAAUUGAGGAGCAAAAGCUAUCACAAAACAAUGACCCCAUAGUGAACCCAACUCCCUCCAAAACCAAGACAAUGUCUUCAGCCAAACUGCAUCCAUUUAGCAGCAGUGCCAAGCAAUGUUGCACA